Alternaria conjuncta is the source of this 1062-nucleotide messenger RNA. RefSeq lists its product as uncharacterized. The record is from RefSeq and is a predicted model, not a curated record. Bases 1 to 1062 code for a protein of 353 amino acids. NCBI's taxonomy places the organism in Eukaryota, Fungi, Ascomycota, Dothideomycetes, Pleosporales, Pleosporaceae. The transcript has 3 exons.
AUGGGAUCUCGAGCUACCAGAUCACUAGAGUUCUGGAGCAACCGUCUUGCCGCUACCGACCCUCCCCUCGAAAUCUCCCAGACACGCGUACCCGAGAUACCUGACCAGACCGAGUUCCUGGAGCGAUGGUGGGAGUUUCACCAGGGCUAUCGCAUUGCGAAGCUGCCGGAUGGGACUGAACAACGCAUGCCUGUUAUAGGGGAGCCAUUCCGAGAAGUCAGCCCCGGCUUCCUUCCGCGAACAUUGGAUCAGUUGAGGGCUGGGGUGGAGAACGAUGCGAGCAGACCAGAGAACCGACUUAGAAGAAGACGGUUAAGCUCUGAAGAGGAGCGACCAGAGCAGCCACACCAGAGUCUAGAAGACGCGCUGGAUGAUCUACUGCAAGAGACGGAGGAGACGGAGGUUUCGCACACAGAGCCCAUGGCACCAGCAGAACCACGAACUUCCGUCACACCACAAAUACAGGAAGAGCCGUCAGAGCCCCCACGGCCAAUGACACGACGAGAAGCGCAGCAACAAAAUCGGCGAGAGCGAUUCGCACGCGUAUUCGGCUCCCGGGAGGAACUGGAGCAGGACGACUACGAGUCACCGCUUACACAAAUGUACACACGAGCCUACGCCCGCCAACGCCAGGCCGACCAACGAAGAGCAGACGGGACCGAAAUCGCACCUCCACUGGACGGCCUAUCCCCACAAGAUCGACGAGAAAUCGAGGAACAGCUACUAUGGGGUGUCAUGCGAGAGUCGCAGUCAUUUGCAGAGACUCUAGAGCCAGAAAGCCAAGUCUGGAGUUAUGCGCCCCGGCGCCCAAAUCUUGAGAACAACGACGUAUCCCGCCCAGACCUGGAUCUAGAGACAAUAUUAGCAAUGCCCGGCGGCGGGGAUGCAGCAACCAGACCCGCAACUGUGGCGUCGGCGCUCGAAAUACUAUCCAAUGUGCGCGCCUCGGCUCUCCUUGAGCCCGGCAUGCGCAGUACACGUCUCCAGCACAGCCAGAACUACCGCUCGUGUCGCUUGACAGCCAACCUGAUCGGCCAGAUCCAAAGACGGACGCGGAAAUGA